AUGGCUUUCCUGAAGAGUUAUGAAAACCUGGAUAUACAGUCCAUUCUUGCUGUUCGCACACCGACAUGCACACAUUCUUAUAUCUCUGCUAGUGGCGAAAGUGCUCUAUACACAAAUGACCUCUACGCCGAAUUCUACAAGCCUAUCCAUAAAGUCCUCAAGAGUUGUCUCUUUUCCGUGAAUCGGAUUAUCGCUGACGACCGUACGAAUCAAGUCGCAUUAUGGACCACUAUUCACAUCAAUUUCGUGGUUGAUUCCGUGGGACCCUACAAGGGCGAUUAUGUAUUUUUCAUCGAGUUUGAUGACCAACAACAGCAUGCCAAACGUAUUCUGGAGUUCGUCGACAAUCUUGGAGCACGAAAAUACAUGAAACUUGUAUCUCAAGCGAAUAAAUUGCUUGUAGAUGCAGGAGUCGACAAGGAGGGUACACCACACCUUUGA
This is a messenger RNA of Rhinocladiella mackenziei CBS 650.93, 441 nucleotides long. RefSeq lists its product as uncharacterized. The transcript has a single exon. The coding region runs from base 1 to 441 and encodes 146 amino acids. NCBI's taxonomy places the organism in Eukaryota, Fungi, Ascomycota, Eurotiomycetes, Chaetothyriales, Herpotrichiellaceae. The record is from RefSeq and is a predicted model, not a curated record.